Dipodomys ordii (Ord's kangaroo rat) is the source of this 1019-nucleotide messenger RNA. RefSeq names its product phosphoribosyl transferase domain containing 1 (gene Prtfdc1). Gene Ontology annotation, biological process: purine ribonucleoside salvage. Gene Ontology annotation, molecular function: hypoxanthine phosphoribosyltransferase activity. The record is from RefSeq and is a predicted model, not a curated record. The coding region runs from base 38 to 715 and encodes 225 amino acids. The transcript has 9 exons. NCBI's taxonomy places the organism in Eukaryota, Metazoa, Chordata, Mammalia, Rodentia, Heteromyidae.
GCGCGCGACUGUCCUUCCCGCGUUCCCCGGGAGAACCAUGGCCCGGAGCAGCGACGAGGCGCCAGAUUACGGGCGAGGCGUCGUGAUUCUGGACAACUGGCCAGGAUAUGACUUGAAUUUAUUCACAUACCCACAGCACUAUUAUGGAGAUCUGGACUCUGUGCUUAUACCUCAUGGCAUCAUUGUGGACAGAAUUGAGAGGCUGGCUAAGGACAUAAUGAAAGAUAUUGGGAACUGUGACAUUAUGGUCCUGUGUGUGCUUAAAGGGGGUUACAAGUUCUGUGCUGACCUUGUGGAGCACCUCAAGAACAUCAGCCGAAAUUCAGAUCGAUUUGUCUCUAUGAAGGUCGAUUUCAUCCGACUAAAAAGUUACAAGAAUGAUCAAUCCAUGGGUGAGAUGCAGAUAAUUGGAGGCGAGGAUCUUUCAACCCUGGCUGGAAAGAAUGUCCUCAUUGUUGAGGAUGUUGUAGGGACUGGAAGGACCAUGACAGCACUGCUUGGCAACAUAAGGAACUACAAACCGAACAUGAUUAAGGUAGCCAGUUUGUUGGUGAAGAGAACAUCCCGAUGUGAUGGCUUCAGACCUGACUAUGUUGGAUUUGAGAUUCCAAACGUGUUUGUGGUGGGAUAUGCCUUAGAUUACAAUGAAUACUUCAGAGACCUGAAUCACAUCUGCGUGAUCAAUGAACAUGGUAAAGAAAAAUACCGAGUGUAAGAAGCAAAUUCCAACCAACGAAAUCCCAGACACCUUCAAUCUACCUUCCCCUUCUUCUCUGGAAGCCAGCAUGUAAUGUCUGUCUCCCCAGGCAUCUGCACCCAGCAGACUCCAAAAGUAAAGAGAAAAAGAAGUGCUUUAAGAGAGUUUUCUGAGAUUAUAAUAUACAGAGUACCAAAGGUUCUUAAGGAAAAGAAAGCAGUACUUACAUUUGAGGUGAACCAAAUUAAACAUCCCACCUUGUGACUCAAAAGACCUGCCCACCUCCUCACUCCUAAGCUACACCUUCCUUUAAUUCCAUACA